This is a messenger RNA of Diachasmimorpha longicaudata, 2971 nucleotides long. RefSeq names its product GPI ethanolamine phosphate transferase 1 (gene PIG-N). Gene Ontology annotation, biological process: GPI anchor biosynthetic process. Gene Ontology annotation, cellular component: endoplasmic reticulum membrane. The transcript has 7 exons. Gene Ontology annotation, molecular function: mannose-ethanolamine phosphotransferase activity. NCBI's taxonomy places the organism in Eukaryota, Metazoa, Arthropoda, Insecta, Hymenoptera, Braconidae. The record is from RefSeq and is a predicted model, not a curated record. The coding region runs from base 271 to 2826 and encodes 851 amino acids.
UUAGUGUAUGGCAUUGACUCAUACAAUGGCGGCCGGCAUCCAGAAGCUCAACGAAUAACCUACAACUCUCGGAUGAACUAUCUCACCGUUUAUAUUAAUUUAUGCUUUACAAUUACUGCUUAUCUUGCUUCCAAAUGGAAAGCCAAAUGCCGUUUGUGCCGCCCUUUUAAAUAUUUCAUCAGAUAGUGACAACUGUGUGGGAAUAUUUCGGAAAUAUUUUCCGAAAUAUCAUCAUUUAUAACCCUAGAGAGAAGUAAAUUGUUGGAAAAAAUGUCCAAGGAUGAUUAUAUUUUAGGACUAUGGGGAAUCGUAAUGCAUCUCACAAUCCUUUGGGGUGUCCUAGACGUCAAUUUCCAUUCUCCCAUAAUCAGAGAUUUGAGUCCAGUGCCACCAGUUGAAGGGCCUCCAGCAAAACGUUUAUUCUUAUUCAUUGCCGAUGGACUCAGGUACAGAACCUUUGCGGAGUCCACGCCCUUCUUCCUCGGAAAUAUCAAAAGGAAUGAAGGAGUUUGGGGGAUUUCACAUACUCGAGUUCCAACAGAAUCACGUCCUGGAAACGUUGCUAUCAUGGCUGGAGUCUAUGAGGAUCCCAGUGCACUUUUCAAAGGGUGGAAAGAAAAUCCUGUAGAUUUUGACUCGACAUUCAAUAGGAGUACGGAGAGUUGGGCCUGGGGGAGUCCUGAUAUAGUGCCUAUGUUUGUAAAAGGUAGUCAUGGAAAUAUUCACGGAGCAACUUAUCCUCAUGACUGGCAAGAUUUUGAUAAAGAAUCAAACUCCCCCCGACAAUUAGACGAGUGGGUUUUCAAUAAAUACAAGAGUUGGCUCAAAAAUGAUGCCGAAAACGUUCGUAAUCAAAGUGGAAUUAUCGUGUUCUUUCAUUUAUUGGGAUGUGACACUGCUGGACAUGGAAGUAAACCAGCAUCAAGAGAAUACCAAUCCCAAAUGCAAUUUGUUGACACUGAGAUUGCAGAGGUAAUGAAACAAACUGAGGCCUUCUUCGGGGAUAAAUUAACUUCCUAUAUUUUUACCGCUGAUCAUGGUAUGACUGAUUGGGGAUCACAUGGUGAUGGAUCCCCAGAUGAAACUGAAACACCAUUCGUUGCCUGGGGCGCAGGGAUUGAUCAGAUGAAUUUACGACAAGACAUCAACCAAGCUGACAUUGCCCCCUUAAUUUCCACUCUACUUGGUAUCUCCAUUCCUACUAAUAGUGAGGGAUUGUUACCAAGAUCUUUCUUGAAGAAAUCCAACGAGCAAUUCGGCCUAAUCGCAGUAUUGAAUAAUAUUAAGCAAUUAAUUAUCCAAAUAAAAGCUACACGAAUAUUUACGAUAGGUGACACACCCAGUCUCUCUGAAAAACGCGAACAGGAGCUGGCCGCAUCUGUUAAUCGUAUAGAGACUUUCCAGAGAGAAAAUAAAAUAACUGAAGCACUCAAGGAAGCGGACUCUGUAAUCGUACAGAGCAAAGAGACACUCUAUUAUUAUAGACGGCUCCAAAGAAAUCAGUUAAUAUUUUAUUUGACACUAUUGUGGAUCGGAUGGAUCGCACUUAUGAUUUUCAAAUUAUUUGGUACUCAACAUCAGCCAGUUAGGACUUCAAAUAACAACAAUUUGUAUCUCACAUUGCUGAACGCCGCAUUUUGUAUUGUGGUGAUUUUACUCAUAAUUGAACAUAAAGUUUCAGGGAGAGGUGAUUGGAGAGUACUUGGUUAUGGGACCAUCUCUUUCUUUUCUAUUUUUUUGGGCCUUCGGAAAGCUCUAUCUAAUUCCCUUCACUUCAGAACGACUAAAAAUGUUCAUUGGAAAAUAGCAACUGCCAGUAUGAUCUUGUUGAUAAUGAGUAUAUCAGCUGGGGUGAUUGAUAAACGCUUCUUUAGUAUAGCUAUGAUCAUCGCAGCCCUCAUGCAGUACAAACUAAUGCAAAAACCUCACAGAUUUCUGGUGCCUAGUGCUUUGUUGCUGGCAGUGUACCCACUUCUUCCAGCACCCAAGCCUAAUGUGGAUUUAAUUAUGAUAGUUGCAGCAUUUAUCAUAACUCCGUGGCUUCUCCCCAGGCCUUCCAGAGGUCUUAUAACUCUCGAGCUGGCUCGAGUUUUCCUAACAGGGCUCAUAAUGAGCGGAGUGAUCGACGGAAGAACCGGAGCCUCGUGGCUUAUUCUGAUUUCUAGUCCUUUGUCUAUUCUUCUUUAUCCAACCCAACCGGCAGAACUCAAACUGACAGGAGUCAUUUUCGCUCUGCUGUGUCCUCUAGCACUCUUAUCAGCUUCCUAUGAACCUCAAGUGUUCUGUCUUCUUGGUGUUCACUUGAUCUCACUACUAAAAACAAUCGAUAAUGCAAAUGAACAAUUGGACAUCAUGAAACCUAUAAAAACGAGUCUGGACCUCAAAGAUAUGAUAACAGCUGUCUACUUCAUGCUCUACAUUCUAUUGUCAUUCUUUGGAACUGGAAAUAUGGCCAGCAUCAGCUCAUUUGAUCCCAUGUGGACUCGCCACUUCAUUACGAUAUUUUCCCCUUUCACUAUGACUACUUUAAUUCUUCUGAAAUUAGGUAUUCCUUUGAUACUUAUAGGAUGUGCUAGUCAUUUUGUCAUCUCCUCAUCUACUUUUUUAGCUGUUCUACUUUUGGGCGAUUUAUUAUCACUACCUCUGAUGUUUAAUGUGAGCUCUCAAGGAAGUUGGCUCUAUAUUGGAACUACUAUCAGUCGUUAUAGUAUUUCUAUCACUUUACCUUGCCUUUUUAUCAUUCUUUAUUACAUUUCAAGUCCGUUGAUGUCAUUUAGGAUUACUAGACAUUCGAAAAUUCGGUUUGAGAAGGAUCAUUUAAUAUAACAAAAUUAGUACAAAUCGUACUAAGCAACAAUCCCGUAGCUCUAAGCGAGCUUUUUCAGUUCACAUAUUAUCAUUGACUAUAGUCAAUUUUUAUCAUACAAUUUUAUAGUUAUUGAUAACAAACAGGAUGCGAUAAAGAGAUUAG